AUGAACACAACACGAUCUACUGGACAUGGUACUGUGGAUGUCCCAUUUGACCAAGACACGAUGGAAUCUCUUCGCGAUAACCAAGGCCAAACAAAGCAUACGCCCAUGAAGCAACAUCAAAAUAAGCAGCCUGAAGAGAAAGGACACCAUGUUGGAUUUGGUCACACAACUCAACAUGGCCAUUCACCCAGAAGUAUCAAGAGAGAUUUAAAUGACAUUUAA
This is a messenger RNA of Gilbertella persicaria, 222 nucleotides long. RefSeq lists its product as uncharacterized. The record is from RefSeq and is a predicted model, not a curated record. The coding region runs from base 1 to 222 and encodes 73 amino acids. The transcript is spliced from 2 exons. Lineage: Eukaryota; Fungi; Mucoromycota; Mucoromycetes; Mucorales; Choanephoraceae.